Messenger RNA from Bemisia tabaci, 1528 nucleotides. NCBI's taxonomy places the organism in Eukaryota, Metazoa, Arthropoda, Insecta, Hemiptera, Aleyrodidae. The record is from RefSeq and is a predicted model, not a curated record.
ACUGAAAGGGAAUACCUAAUACUGAGGAGGCCUUUCUUGGAGGUGUUAUAGUCAGCUUCUGCUGUUUUCUCCAUACGAUCGGGUCUUCGUAAACUUCGUAAGUUAAAUUUCAUAUUAGGUACCUAUCUAUCCUGGUUACGAAUCUGGUGCUUUGAUUAUUCACGAUUUUUUCUGAAAAAUGCAGUAGUCAAUAAUAGACUCUUGAAUGACGUGCGGCAUGGCUCAAUAUAAAUAUGCUAUUGAUCCAAGCUUUGCAACAAAAGCCAUCCAUACAGGUGCCAAACCAGAACAGUGGACUAACAAUGAAAUAGUCCCACCUAUUGUUCUCUCAACAACUUUCAAGCAAUUAGGACCAGGACAGGACAAGGGUUACGAUUAUGGAAGGAGCAACAACCCAUCGAGAGAAAUGCUGGAGAAAUGUCUCGCAGCUUUGGAAGGUGGAUUGUUCUGCAGCUGUUUUUCUUCAGGCUUAGGAGCUACAAGUUCCAUUGUGAAUGCACUUUUAAAUGCAGGCGAUCAUGUUAUCUGCAUAAAAAGUGUGUACGGUGGAAACUUCAGGUACUUUAGCGAAGUUGCGCCUAGGUCUGGUAUUGAAAUUUCCUUUGUCGACGUCUCAGACAUGAAUAUUUUACUCGAUACCUUCAAAAGCAACACAAAGCUUCUAUGGUUAGAGAAUCCAACAAAUCCCAUGAUGGACGUGGUAGAUGUCCCUACAAUUUCGAAAGUUGUGAAGGAUCGGAAUGAAAAAAUCAUCAUUGUGGUGGACAAUACGUUUCAAACAUCAUUCUUUCAGAGGCCUUUGGAACUGGGAGCGGAUAUUUCUGUUCAUUCUCUAACAAAAUAUUUAAAUGGUCACUCGGAUGUGGUUAUGGGUGCAACUAUAACAAACAAUGGAACAAUUAAUAGCAGAAUUCAGUUCGUUCAAAAUGCAUGCGGAGCUGUGCCCUCUCCAUUUGAUUGCUUUCUAGUCACCCGAAGUUUAAAGACCCUUCAGGUCAGAAUGCGCGAACAUAUGACGAACGGACUGGCCGUAGGAAAAUUCCUUGAAACGCAUCCAAUGGUUAUUAAAGUACUGCAUCCAGGUUUACCCUCUCAUCCGGAUCACGCUCUUGCCCUAAGACAGUGGAGUGGAUGUAGUGGGAUGUUAUCAUUCUACAUCCGAGGUUCUUUUGAGCAGAGUAAAGUCUUCUUCUCAUCUUUAAAACUUUUUUCACUUGCGAUCAGUCUCGGUGGUUACGAAAGUUUAGUUGAUCUUCCAGCUCGAAUGACGCAUGCAGCAAUGCCUCUGGAUGAACAACUUGCCGUUGGUAUCACAGACACUCUCAUUCGUUUAUCCGUCGGUCUCGAAAAUGUCAACGAUUUGAUUGAGGACCUGAAACAAGCUCUUAAUGAAGCUGCAGUGACUUUGGAGAAUAAAAAGUAGAGAACCGUAUUUUUCAGAGGCGCUUCAUCACCUCGAGUUGUUUUUUUCCCCUAUACGUGCGUACCUAUUUGACUUGGAAAAUUACACUUUUAUACGCCAAUUUUG